This is a messenger RNA of Ictalurus punctatus (channel catfish), 2078 nucleotides long. Its product is annotated as nuclear body protein SP140-like protein. Gene Ontology annotation, cellular component: nucleus. Gene Ontology annotation, molecular function: DNA-binding transcription factor activity, RNA polymerase II-specific; DNA binding; protein binding. The transcript has 13 exons. Bases 354 to 1787 code for a protein of 477 amino acids. Gene Ontology annotation, biological process: regulation of transcription by RNA polymerase II. The record is from RefSeq and is a predicted model, not a curated record. NCBI's taxonomy places the organism in Eukaryota, Metazoa, Chordata, Actinopteri, Siluriformes, Ictaluridae.
GAAUGCACGUGUUUAAUUUACUAGUGUGAACAAUGUUUGCCUGAUAUUUGCUUGUGGUAAUUAGCCUAAACCAGCUUAUGUAUCUGUAUCAUCUGUUGCUUAUCUGCUGAAGCGUGGAAUAUUUUAUCUGGAGCCUUUUAUUGUCUGGCUUUCUAUACAAAAGAAGGCGUGGCUGUCAUAAACAAAGUACGCCCUUGCUCACAGUGGUUAACUUUCAGUAUCUCUCAACGAAUCCUGAGUGAACACCACUUAGUCCUACUCGGGAUCACAAAGGUUUUAUCGUCCACAGCAAAUCUUCAGUCAACACCACUCUGUCCACUCAACCUUUGUUUGCUAUCACAAAGAGUAGAGAGAUGAACAGCAGCCGAGCGGAUAUUCUGUUAGAUCUUGUACCGCAGGAGGCGCUGAUUCGUUUUUUUCGCUGCAAGAAGACAGAGAUCUCCUAUGGCAUAGACGAACCACUCCUUUUCCUCAACCAGCUCCGAGACCACGGUCUGGUACCUGAGGAUCUCUACCAGAAAGUCAUAAAGAUGAAAAGUAAGGAGAGAAAGCAGAAUGGUGUGUAUAAGAUUUUGGAAUGGCUGGAGAAGCAGCAAGAGGACUGUAUGAAGCAGUUUUGGAGUUGUGUGUUUCAGGAGCACAUCCUGCAGAAAUAUCCUAUUCUGCGCUCACUCCAAACCAGCCUUCUGGACGGAACUCACAGGAUUAAUGAACAGCUGCCCAGGGCAGAAAAGCUGACAGGAAAUGAGGAAAAGAAGGCAGAGCAAAAGAAAGUUGGAACAAAGAGAAAGAACAGUGCUGAUGAGACAGAGGAGGAGGGUGCAGCUCCUUCUGUGUCCAGCUCCAGCCAGAAGAAGCCCAUGUUAUACCCUAUUUCCGAGAUGGGGGAUUCCAGUGAUGCCUUUGAAGAGUUCAGCGAAGAACAGGACAGGGAACAAGAAGAAGAGGAGGAAGAAGAGGACAGCGAGCCAGUGGCUCUGUUUGAGGCUGAUGUUUUACCAGUCAGCUGUGGUUCAGUCAUUGGGGUUUUAGAUAAAAGCAGAUUUGCCGGGUUACAUUGUAAGAGCAUUCGUACAGAUGAGUGCUGGUGCACCCCUGAGGAGUUUGUAAAGCAGGGGUUAACUCUGACAGACGGCCACUGGAAGAAAGAUAUACUGUGUCAUGGCAAAACCCUUGAGUACCUGUUGAAGAUGAAAAUCCUGGAUAAGCAUCCACUGGGGUGUCGCUGUCAACUGUGCUAUCCUAAGAACCCACAGCACCAGGAUAAAGAUGAUCUGUGCUUCAUUUGUAAUGCUGGAGAAAAUGUGGUGUUCUGUACCGGGUGUCCACGAGCUUUCCACCAUCAAUGCCACUUACCAACACUACAGGACACUGCACUUGGGAGCAAUUGGAUGUGUACUUUCUGUGUGUUAAAGACUAACCAGAGUCUGUGGAUUCCGAAGAGCAGGAACGAUGCUUUGAACGGUCCUAUUUCCGGAAACAUCAUGCACUGUCAAUAUUUGCUGUUGCAUUUAUAUAAGCAGGACACCAAGCGUGUGUUUACUACCGAUCCCUCACAAAAAGAGGAGAGAUACAGCAGUGUGAUUUCUAAUCCCAUGUGGUUGAACAAGGUGAAGACCAAACUGCAGAAAAACAAGUAUAAAACAGUGAAAGAGUUUGUGAGUGACAUUAAUCUCAUCUUCAACAACUGCCAAACUUUUAACAAGGAUAAUAAGUUCGGCAAGAUGGGAGCCAUAAUGAAAAAGAUCUUUCAGGAGGAGUUUAACACCAUCUUUAAAAUCCAGUAGCAUUUUUCCUCUUUCACAAACCUGCAUUUCAUUGGAAGAUUUAUAAUCAAAAGACAAAUACUGAUGUUAUUAUUAUUAUUAUUAUUAUUAUUAUUAUUAUUAUUAUUAUUAUUAUUAUUAUUAUUAUUAUUAUUUGCAUAUAACAUUGUUAGCAUCUGAUUAUUUUAUUUAACUUAUCUUCUAUAAUCCUUCUUGUUUAUUAUUGUGUUAGGUUACAGGUCUGUUAGGAUUUGUCUAAUUUGUGCAACCUGGAUACUAAAAAAAGUAUAUCUGAUUAUAUAUAUAUAUAUA